CCGACCAGGGCGCCGACCCUUCCCUCCCGAAGUCUCGGCUGCUCCGACGACCUGAUACCGCAAUUACGGACCCACUUCUCCUCUCCUGCAACGCGUCCAUGUGUUCUCCCAGCCCGAGGGAGACUGUCCAGGUAACGACCAGACAGCUGGCGUAAGGCAGCUGGCCCCGGCCCCAGCUACCACCUACGGCUUGCCCACGGCCCAUGUCGAUUCAAUUCGAGCUUUUUCAGAAAGUCCCACGCGAGCUAUCAGCCAGUGGGCACCGACGCCAGCCGUGGUUGGUGAUGGAGGCCAACAUGGAGGCGGCGCAGCACCACCGUGGCCCAACGGCGUGGGCGUCAGCGGCUGCGGCCGCUCAGACGCCCGUCGUGGAGCAAGUAACGAUCCAGAAACCAGCAGACCGUGGACCAGGCGACCAGGUGUCCAGGUCCAUGAGCUACGUUCUCGAAGUCUGCCACCAGACGCUGCAGUCAACGGGCGAGAAGCACGAGGACCGCAUCAAGUACAACCAGCAGGUACUCUACGGCUCCUACAAGCAGCUGGACCGCAUCACCAUUAGCCUGGCGAGGGUCAUGUCCAGCAAGAGCUGCGACCAGUACGACGAGAUGGAGAGAGCCCAGCCGUCGAGCUCCUGAAGUUGCAGCAGGCAGAGAUUUCGUCGGCCAUCGAGAACUGCCGCAACGUCGACGGGGUCUUGAGCAGCCAGAGCGGAUUGGUCGAAGGCCCGCACCCGGGAGAGCACGACUACACCAGUCUCCAAGCCGACGAGUUUGAGGGAAAAUGCGCUACAUGGACGGAGUCCGAGCAUGGCUGGGGCUACGACGUGGUCGCCACAGCGGAGCAGGGCCACGCCGACACAAGGGGAACCAGCAAAACCAGCGCCUGAAGUGCACGAGCCCAAGCCCUGCCAUCCAGGGCUGGAUCCCAUACGUCAAGGUCCAGGCGGCCGCUCGGCUGCAACCGCCGCCGCCGCCUGGCCUGCCAGUCGAGCCGAGCGCCAGUGGGGACAUCCGCCUCCGCGACGCCAAUGUGGCCAGGGGCAGGGUGGUGUCUCGGCAGCGUGUCGCGAGUGAAGCAGCAGCAGCAGCAGCGUCUCCUUUCUUUUUCUUGAGCGAGGCCCCAGUCAGAGAGGGGUCGAACGCAUGGUAUCCAUCUGCCAACGAGGCUCCUAGCCACGUUGCGCGUUUAACCGUGUCCGAGAAAAAGGGUGCCUCCUUGGCGCCGGGGCGGCCGCCUCUUUUCUUGUGCCGUGAGCAGCGAGAUGAGUGCGGG
Prorocentrum cordatum is the source of this 1272-nucleotide messenger RNA. The record is from the annotation of a GenBank genome assembly. NCBI's taxonomy places the organism in Eukaryota, Dinophyceae, Prorocentrales, Prorocentraceae.